Molecule: messenger RNA, 1962 nt
Organism: Pipistrellus nathusii (Nathusius's pipistrelle)
Lineage: Eukaryota; Metazoa; Chordata; Mammalia; Chiroptera; Vespertilionidae
Source: the annotation of a GenBank genome assembly
AUGAGUAAAAGGAAGAAGCUGCAGACUUCAGGAGAAGGAAUUCGUCCACCAAAGCAUCCAAAGCUCAGAGACUCUGACGAGGAUCCUCCAAGUUUCCAGUUUGGCCCUUUGGGUCACCCUGAAGAGUCAAAAAGCAGGUCGGGACCUGUUCCCUGUACAGAGCAGAGUGAGGAGGAAUCGGGACAGGAGGCCUCUAGCUCUCUGGACAAGGAACCUGGAGCUCCUUCCAGGCUCCUCUCGCAAGCAGAAAAGGAGCCAAUCCCCUUUCCUCCUUCCCAGAAUUCAGACAGGAGGUUUGUCCCCCAGUUUGCAAAACCAAGGAAGACAGUGACAAGACUAGCAACCGCGAGGGAAGAGGACCUUGGGAGUGGGGCCUUUAGCUCGGAGACACCACCAGAGCCCAGUGCCCAGCAGGCAGGAAGCCAGUCAUGGCAAGAGUCCUCAGAGCUCACUGUCUCGGAGGCCUGGAAGCCAGGAGACCAGACGCAGGCAGAUGGCACCCACUCUGAGCACAGCGCCCAAAACUCUGUAACACCUGUGUCCAGCAGGGGGGAUUCUCAGCCUGAGGUCUCCAAUGACAUUUCUUCAGAAUGGGGGAUGGUGUCCUUGGUUUCAGAGAGUGCCAACCGGGACUAUCUAUUGGAGCAAGGAACCAACCUGCCAGAUGCUGGAAGCACAGAAGGGGGUAGGAUUCCAGGUGAUCUCAGCCAGGAAGGGCAUCUGCCAAGCAGGGGUGCUGAGGAGAAGGAGCCAGACCGAGGAGUCCCACAGGAGGAAGAUGACCAGGAGAAAGGAGACAGCAUCCUAGGCUUGGUCACUCAGGGCUCAGAGCCUGGAUCUGCAGCCCAGGCCCCACCCGACCCCCUGCAGAUACUCAGCAGGGUUGGCAUCGAAGCCAGAGGGAGCUGUAGCAGCCCCGAACACUCUUCCCUUAGGAUCAGUGUCAUCACAGAUGUGGUCACAGACCCCAUCAAGGCAGAACAGAGGGCUCUGGAGUUGACGAGGCCAGAUGAGAAGGCUAACACCCAGGCAUCUGCCUCUCCCAACGGGAAGGCUCCUGAUGGAGGCCAUAGUAGGGCCCUGCUCAUAGGCUCACCUCUCGCUGGGGAGGCCACAGGAAGCAAAGGAGAGGCAGAGUGGGAGGCUGAGGCCCCUGGUGAUGUCUCCAGGAGCCCUGCAGCCUCCCUGGUUCUGGCUAAUGAAACCCAAGAGCCCUCAAUAGGUGCUGGAUAUUCCAGUCCUGUAGCCUCGGAAAUGGGCCCAGUUGUUGGUCAGACACAGGUGCCAGAACUAGAUCAAGAAGGGCUGGGAGGUGUGUGUACGCUGUCUUUGUUGUCACAGCCCUCAGGUGAAAAGGCAGCUGAAUUAGGUAGCCAGAGCCAUGAACAAGACCUUGGGGGGUUCAGUCUGUCCCUUGGAGCCUCUGAUCCACCAUUGCACAGAGAAACAGUGGUUGGUCCUCUCCUGAAUGCCAAGGCCCUCGAGGGCAGCCCAGAUGCCCCCGAAAGCCCAGCAGGCCAGCCCAAGCAUCCUGAUCCUGCAGACCAGGCCGCCUUGGAACUCGACUUCCUGCCAGAUAGCCAGAUACAGGAUGUCCUGGAAGCCCUCAACUUCGAAGCCCCUCCUGAGCAGGUUUCUGCAGUGAGUGGGGCGGGCCCUUGCUGGCCUGACACCAGCCUAAGUACUGAAGGAGGCCCCCUCAUCGAGUCCCAGCCAAGCACCCACAAGGGGAUCCAGCCCUGUGAAGCCACCAGGAUGGAGGAUGCAACAGAUACCAUGCGCGGCCUCAUUAUUGAACUCUCCAACCUGAACCGGCUGAUCAUGAAUGCCCACCGGGACCUGGAAGCAUUCAAGCGCCUCAACUACCGGAAGGCAAAGCCUGCAGGGAAAGCCCCCAUGCCCUACCCAUCAAAGGGUGCUGGGGCUCUCCCUCGAGGGGAGCAGCCCUGGAGGGAUUUAUAG